Messenger RNA from Cloeon dipterum, 3274 nucleotides. RefSeq names its product thyrotropin-releasing hormone receptor-like. Gene Ontology annotation, cellular component: plasma membrane. Gene Ontology annotation, biological process: G protein-coupled receptor signaling pathway. The transcript is spliced from 3 exons. Gene Ontology annotation, molecular function: thyrotropin-releasing hormone receptor activity. The coding region runs from base 125 to 1582 and encodes 485 amino acids. Lineage: Eukaryota; Metazoa; Arthropoda; Insecta; Ephemeroptera; Baetidae. The record is from RefSeq and is a predicted model, not a curated record.
GCUCGCGAGUCAGUCAGUCAGUCUCGGCCGGGUCGUCGACGGCGGCUGCUCGCUGCGCCAUGCCCGGUCCUCCUCGUCCUCGUGCACUGUGUUCUUAGAGCAAAGCUCUCGUCGUUGGUCCACGAUGAUUUCGGCGCUGGUGGCCUCCGCCGAAAACAACACGACCACCGCCUUCUACAGCGGCUUCAACCAUACGGCCGACCCAGUGGGGGCCGGCGGGGGGCCCGUCUUCCCCAGCUACAUCCGCACCACCUACAUGAUCUUCUGCAUAGUCAUCCUCAGCAUCGGGGUCGUGGGCAACGUCAUGGUGCCCAUCGUCAUCCUCAAGAGCAAGGACAUGCGCAACUCGACCAACAUUUUCCUCAUGAACCUGAGCGUGGCCGACCUGAUGGUGCUGCUUGUCUGCACGCCCACCGUGCUCGUUGAGGUCAACUCGCCGCCAGAAGUCUGGGUCCUCGGCAAAGAGAUGUGCAAAGCUGUCCCGUUCGUGGAGCUGACCGUGGCGCACGCGUCGGUGCUGACCAUCCUGGCGAUCAGUUUCGAGCGAUAUUAUGCCAUCUGCGAGCCUCUGAAAGCAGGCUACGUGUGCACAAAGGCAAGGGCCUUCCUCAUCUGCGUGCUGGCCUGGCUUUUCGCAGCACUGUUCACCAGCCCGAUCCUGUUCAUCGCCGAGUACCGCUUCUCCGAGUACUACGAUACGACCAUGGUGCCGGUGUGUCUGAUGCAGGCGAACUCGAUCUGGCCGGCCGUCUACUUCAUCACGACCAUCGCGGUCUUCUUCCUGCUGCCACUGUGCGUGCUGAUGGCGCUGUACACGGUGAUCGCGCGCCACUUGAUGGCUGAGCCGGGUCCGCCGGGGUGCAAGUCGGCCGGUACACCCGGUGGCACCCUGUCCAGCACCAGCGGACAGCAGCAGGGUGGCGAGAGCAGCAACCUGCGCGCCCGCCGCCAAGUGGUGCUGAUGCUGGGCACGGUGGUCGUCUCCUUCUUCAUCUGCCUGAUGCCGUUCCGGGUGCUCACCCUGUGGAUCAUAGUGGUGCCGUCCGAGACGGUGUUCCGGCUCGGCGUCGAAGGCUACUACAAUUUGCUCUACUUCUGCCGCGUCAUGUUCUACCUCAACUCGGCCAUCAACCCCAUCCUCUACAACCUGAUGUCGUCCAAGUUCCGGCUCGGCUUCUCCAGGUUGUGCGGCCUUCGCCGGCGGCGCCGCGGCCGAUGGCGCCGCGGCAGCGAGCUAAACCGCCUGCAGGGCAGCGCCGCCGACCUGACCACCGUGCAGCGCGGCGACCUCGCCGGCAGCCGCAUGUCGGGCACCGUGUUUACGCGCAACGGCACCCUCACUUCGCUCUCCUACUCGAGCUUCUACCACAACAACAGGCACAACUCGACCAGGCUGUCACACUGCGACACCAGGGAGAACAACAACGCCAGCCCCAAGAACGGCACCCGCAAGUCCCUGAUCGUGCGCAACCCGUCUACUAGUCUCGAGCCCGGUACCACCUCAGCCGGGUCGGCGGCCGUGCUAGCGCGAUUCACCGUCAGACAGGGCAGCUUCGACGCUCAGCCCGAGAGCUACGUUUAGGAGUCCCUAGCGUCGCGUUGGUGCGCAGAACGUUCGUGCCUUUGAUCGGUUCAUCAGAUGUUCAGUUGGUUUAGAAACUAAACUAUUGUGGUGCGACCUUGGAAUAAUUCGUAACUCGGUCUAUAAUCAGAGCAUGUGCACCAAGCAAGAACUUUACAAUAGGGCUCUAACGUGCACUUCACUUAACAGAGGUGCUGGAUAAGAUUUUCUUAAAACUCCAUAAAUGAAUCACUGGUACAAAGAAGCACUUUUCAAAUUAACUCUCCAUUUGUAGCAGUUAAAAAACUUUCUCAGAGUAUUUUGAAUUGUACGAAAGUUUCUCUUCAAUAUUUUUCAGCCGUGAGUUUUCAAAAAUGCAAAAUAUUUUUAUGCUAAAGAAGGAAUUUUUUUCUGACGAUUCAUAAAUCAUUCUGCGCACCAACAGACAUUCACGAUAUUGAAAAUUAAAAAAAAAUCGACCAAUGCGUUGGUUUGUUUAACUCUCUUUUUUAUUCGUAUUUUGCAUCUGCGCAGAGGCUGUGUAGAGUGUAGGCGUGCGCAGUUUCUCAUCAUACACAUAUAUAUUAUAUGCUCUUCAGGUUGAAAUAUUCACCUUUGACGCUUAACACAAUUGCUAUGUUUUAUGAAAAGUUAAAUCUCUCGAAUCGGGUUACCCUAAUGCGAAACGACGACGUUUUUGAUAAGAAAAGCUGAAAAUUCGAAAUUAGAACAUUCGAUGUGGUGUUUGAAGUCGUUUAAUAGCCGUUAACUCUCACAAUCAGUGAAAUGAAUGUAAUCUUUCUGGCUGGAAUUUCUCCUUAAGAAGUAUUAACCGCAAUGAUUUUGCCUCUUGAACAUAUUGAUUAUGAAAUUCCGGCAAGUGAAAUGAUCAUUGGGCCGAUCAAGUGAUGAUAUUACGGUGGUAAAACUCGCGUUUGUGAACCUUUUCAUUGUACGAUAUCUCCUUUAUAUUCAGGGAAUGCUCGCAGCAAGACUGAUGAAGUAUUUUAUAACAAUUGUUGAAUCGAUCUAAUUUACUUGUUUUAUCGAAACAACCAGAUGUAUUUACACGUUUAAAUUAUUCUAUUGCAAUCAAAACUUCUACACCGACUAGGAGAAGCGUGCAAAAAGUGGACAACGAGAAUGCUCGACGUUUGGUGCUGCCGCAAGAAAACCCAGUUGCUAUACUCGCUCUGUGCAAUUUUUGUGCGCAAAUAAUUAAUCGGUCGUUGCUGUUUAAAUGUAUCUCAUGUUUGUUAACUGUGUUGUGGAACGGAUUUAUGUUUUACACUUACCGCACUCUUAUCUGCGCUGAAUCACAUUCCAAAGUCAAGAAUAAUAACUCAGUGGUAUUGUCGUUAGCCGCGCUCUUAUGCUCGCAUUUUGUGCAACACGUCACACUCGAAACUCGCUGUACUCUUCCAUCUCUGUAUCUCACCUUACGCGUAAAAACAAAAUAAUAACGUUCUCUGUAAGCAAAGCAGGAAUUGCACUUCAUGUCGAUUCCCUAAAAUACUUAUUCAUCCACAUUCCCCAAUCUCUCUUUUCAAUCCGACAAUUCUCGUGUUGAUAUUACGAAAAGAACUCCAUGAAACGAGCAAGAUCCAAACUAUUUUUGUGUACUUAUCGAAUGGUGAGUCUUAUCGCUCUUUUUGUUUGUCUCUCAUCUUAAGAUGGUUCCAUUAAUGUCUAAAUAAAUGAAUUAAGCUGAAA